AUGUUCUUCAUGUGCUGGGGAGGUCUUGUCUUUACAUCCGGCUGGGUCAUGAGAAGUGUCUCCAGCUUCUACCCCGAGAACAGAAAUUUCUACAUCUCAGAAAGCAUUCUCAUCCUCUGCGGACCGCCAAUCUACUCAGCAGCUGAAUACAAUAUCCUCGGACGGCUUAUGCACUAUCUCCCCAUGCACGCGCCUCUCAACCCAAGCAGACUCAUCUACUUCUUCAUCUACCUGGGUGCACUGGUUGAAGGUCUGACAGCCGCCGGAGCCGCCCGUCUAUCCACUGCAGGAGAUGACCAGAAGCUCCAGCGCAGCGGUGGCACACUCGUCGCCGUUGGCUCUGUUCUCCAGGCAGCUGUGGAGUGUAUCUUUAUCGGGAUGAUUGCCCAUCUCCACAACCGCUGUGUUCGAUCGAAUAUGCUCACCAGCAACGUCCGGACCGUCUUCAUCAUGCUUUAUGGUACAUCCGGUCUUGUCUUAUUCCGAUCUAUCUUCCGUGCCGUCGAGAAAUUCAGCACCCUCAACGUCAUCUCUACCGGCCAAUGCGAUGGAGUCUGUGACGCUGUUCUAAGACAUGAGUGGUACCUAUAUGCCUUUGAAGCAGCUCCCAUGGUUCUAUACACCUAUUGGCUCAACAUAGUUCACCCCGGGAAAUAUCUACCAAACAAGACUACCGUCUACCUUGGAUUCGACAAGGAAGAAUACGAAGGCCCCGGCUGGACUGACAAACGUUCGAAGUGGGAGACCUUCGCUGACCCAUUCGACCUCAAGGGGGCCAUUAAUGGACAAAAAGAGCAUGAGAAAUUCUGGCUCCUAUCUCAAGAUGGCACUCAUCCCAAGUAUCACAAUGAGCUACAGGCGUAA
This is a messenger RNA of Trichophyton rubrum CBS 118892, 864 nucleotides long. RefSeq lists its product as uncharacterized. Gene Ontology annotation, cellular component: membrane. Lineage: Eukaryota; Fungi; Ascomycota; Eurotiomycetes; Onygenales; Arthrodermataceae. Bases 1 to 864 code for a protein of 287 amino acids. The record is from RefSeq and is a predicted model, not a curated record. The transcript has a single exon.